Molecule: messenger RNA, 1966 nt
Organism: Centruroides sculpturatus (bark scorpion)
Lineage: Eukaryota; Metazoa; Arthropoda; Arachnida; Scorpiones; Buthidae
Product: zinc finger protein 658B-like
Exons: 8
Coding region: 58-1791 (577 amino acids)
Biological process (GO): regulation of transcription by RNA polymerase II
Molecular function (GO): DNA-binding transcription factor activity; RNA polymerase II cis-regulatory region sequence-specific DNA binding
Source: RefSeq, a predicted model, not a curated record
UUAAAACACUAAAUUUACAGCAAUUUACUAUUAAAAUUAAAUUAAUUAAAAUCAGAAAUGGAAAGAAAACAUCAAUGCCCGACUUGCGGUAAAACAUUUGGGACAAAACAACAUUUACGUACACACAUGCGGACUCAUACGAAUGAGAAACCGUUUAAAUGCGAAUCCUGCGAACGUCGUUUUUCAGAGAAAACAUAUUUAACACAGCACCUAAAAUCGCACUCGGAUAAAAGACCAUUCAAGUGCAAUUAUAAUGGCUGUGAACGGAGCUACAAACACAAAUGUGGGUUAGAACGACACGUGUUCGCAUGCCAUUUAAAAGACGUUUUAUCUAAAAUAUCAUCAGAUGACCCGAAGGUCACAAGACGUAAAUGUAAUGUGUGCGGAAUAGUUCUUUCCUCUUCCGAUGUGUUAACGGGACACAUGAGAACACACACCGGAGAGCGGCCGUAUUCGUGUAAUAUUUGCAACGAAACGUUUACAUUCAAAACUCAAUUAAAUAGACACCAGAAAAAGUUUCAUCCGGAAGGCAAAAUACUCACUAAGUGUAAAGAUAUAAAAGACAAUAUUAAAGACGUUAUAAAUGAGAGGAAAAGAAAAGAAUUUGAUCCCUGUUUUAGUGCAGCAAUCAAUUCCGACGAAGAACGAAAACAACGUGAAGAAAUCAUUUCUGGAAUGACGAGUGGCAUAUCACAUGAGCCUGAAGACAUCCAUAAAGACACUACCUUCGAAACACACGUGGUACCAUCGACAUUUUUCGAUCUGUUUCCAGAAGUAAGAAUCGAUCGAUAUGAAUUGAAAUGUGUCUUGUGUCAAGUUCAGUUUGACGACGAAGUUUCAAUGCAAGAACACAUGAAAAAUGGUAAAUUUUAUUCGAAGUUGUUGACCAAAUUCCUCUUCAGAGAAUGUUUCUCGGAUGAGGUUGUUCUGAUCGUACAUGCGUUUUAUAAUGCACUCAUUUGUCUCAUGGUUGGGGACAGAGAAGGAAAACAUCAAUGCCCAACUUGCGGUAAAACAUUUGCGACAAAACGGAAUUUACGGAGACAUAUGCGGAUUCACACAAAUGAGAAGCCAUUUAAAUGCAAUAUCUGCGAACGUCAUUUUUCGGAUGGAACUAAUUUAAGACGGCACUUGCAAUCGCAUUCGGAUGAAAGACCAUUCAAGUGCAAUUAUACAGGUUGUGGAUGGAGCUUUAAAUGGAAAAAGAAUUUAGAACGACACAUGUAUAGACUGCAUCCUCAAGAGAUUUUAUCUAAAAUUCCAGCAGAUGACCCGAAGAUACAAAGCCGUAUAUGUCACAUUUGCAGAAAACCUUAUGAAGAUUUAUGUGCUUUAAAAAUCCACUUGAGAACUCACAACAGAGAAUGGCCAUUUACUUGUAAUUUUUGCAACAGUACAUUCCUGUACAAACAUAACUUAAACAAACACAUCAGAAGGUUCCAUCCUGGAGAAGAAAGUCCAUCUUGCUCCCAGGAUAUAAAAGACGAUAUUAAAGACGUUACAAGUGAGAGGAAAAGAAAAGAAUUUGAUCCGUGUUUUAGUGCAGCAAUCGAUUCCGACGAAGAACGAAAACAACGUGAAGAAAUCCUUUCUGGAAUGACGAGUGACAUAUCACAUGAACCUGAAGACAUCCAUGAAGACACUACCUUCGAAACAGAUGUGGUACCAUCGACAUCUUUCGAUCUGUUCCCAGAAGUAAGAAUCGAUCGAUAUGAAUUGGAGUGUGUCUUGUGUCAAGUUAAAUUUGACGACGAACUUUCUCUGCAAGAACAUAUGAAAAAGUAUCAUUAAGAAUCAUUUUCAACGUUAAACACGUUUAAAUACUUUUUAGUUCACGAUUGUUCCUUUGAAAUUUAUUCUAUAUUGAUUCGUUUGCUCGUAUAGAUUUUAAAUAUGUGAUUAAAAUUUUAAUUUUAGUGAAAAAAUCACACGCGUAACUUAAUGUUCAAAAUUGUAGUGAUUUAAA